This is a messenger RNA of Saccostrea cuccullata (small rock oyster), 811 nucleotides long. RefSeq names its product cerebellin-3-like. NCBI's taxonomy places the organism in Eukaryota, Metazoa, Mollusca, Bivalvia, Ostreida, Ostreidae. Gene Ontology annotation, molecular function: protein binding. The transcript has 2 exons. The record is from RefSeq and is a predicted model, not a curated record. The coding region runs from base 94 to 687 and encodes 197 amino acids.
AUUUCUUCUGAAAUUUGAUGACUUGGGAUUAAAAAAAGCAUUUCCACUCAUUUCUACAUUUUGUUUUUGUCUGAGCUAACGGAAGAUUUAAUUAUGGUUUUAUUACAUUUUUUGUCAACAUUUGUUGGAAUUGGGAACUUGCUUUUUUACACAUCAGCAGACCUGAAUACCGAUAUUGUGAAAUUAUCAAAGGACUUAAAUGACAUGAAGACAACUGUGGAUUUACUGAAUUCUACAUUGAGAUCCAUGCAGUCAGAAAUCAUAAAAUUGCAAACGGGGGCAACAAACAGACAAUUAAUUGCGUUCACUGCCUGUCUUGGAUAUUCCUCGCCGAGAGUGUUCGGGCCACAUCAGACAAUCAUAUUCGACCGUGUAAUCCUUAACCAAGGAGGUUCAUAUGACGCAAGACAUGGGGUAUUUCGGGCACCUGUUAGCGGUGUGUAUCAAUUUAUCGUUACCUUCGUCACUGUGCAGCACCACACAGCCUGGAUUGAAAUCAUAAAAGAUGGUGUUCAGCUGGUAUACUCGUGGGCAGGUGCGACCGAUUACAAUGCAGCAACCGCGCAAGUUAACGUACAGGUUGAAGCAGGACAGGAUGUCUGGUGUCGAAAUGCGUACACAACAGAUGCUACUCACUUGCAUAAUGAGGGACAGUAUUCAUGUUUUUCUGGACAUAUUCUUUCAUAAUAAUUAUUUGCCAUGAAAUCCAAUCAUAUUUUUUUUAUUCAUUCAUUGUAUUUCUUAUCGUUUAUACAAAAUGUAUAAUGAAUACUUAAGAUUCAACGAUUUCCCAAAAUAACUUAAGUAAUCA